AUGUGCACCUGGCUCACAAUCACCUACGCCUGCGCCCACACCCAGCGCAUCCGCAAGUCCACCCACAGCACCUGCGAGAUCCACCACCACGAGUACGUUGACUCCGCCCAUCUACGCGACCCCGGCCAUUGUGCCACUUGCGCUACCGCAAAGCCUUCCUGCUGGAAGUCGAGCCUGGGCAGGAUGCAGGCGCCGAUCAUGGCCAAGAAGAAGGAGGAAAGAAGGCCUGUCACUAGUGUCAAGGAGGAGGAAAGGCUUCUCACGCUUAAGGAGGGGGAGAGCCAAGUCCAGAACGCACAUGAUGGAGAGAUGUGA
This is a messenger RNA of Morchella importuna, 315 nucleotides long. RefSeq lists its product as uncharacterized. The record is from RefSeq and is a predicted model, not a curated record. The transcript has a single exon. NCBI's taxonomy places the organism in Eukaryota, Fungi, Ascomycota, Pezizomycetes, Pezizales, Morchellaceae. Bases 1 to 315 code for a protein of 104 amino acids.